UGGACGAGAGGGGCAGCGGGUUGCUUCGUGCGGUUCGCCGGAAUUGCAGGUGCAGACCGUCAAGCCUCCGUCGCAUCACGGGUCGCCAUCUUCAGCCUCCGCUGGCGAUUUCUCUUUUACUGACGACGGGAUCUGCAACGCUUCCGGGAGCAGCACGCCGGUGUCAAAUACCGCGGUCUGCGGAGAGAGUAAGAAUAGCGAAAACUUCUAUCGCGCAAGCGACAGCGCCGUGAUCGAGGAGGGGCUGCAGCAGCCUUC
Amoebophrya sp. A120 is the source of this 258-nucleotide messenger RNA. NCBI's taxonomy places the organism in Eukaryota, Dinophyceae, Syndiniales, Amoebophryaceae. The record is from the annotation of a GenBank genome assembly.